CAACAACAACAACUGCAGAUCCAGGAACUACUCCCCCAGAUGGACCAAAUUGGGCAUUAAUUCUUGGUUUGUCUUUGGGCAUCGGUAUUCCUGUAUUACUUGCCAUCAUCGGUCUUGGAGUUUACUUUUAUAUGAAGAAGAAGAAGAGUAGUGGUGGUUCUGGUGAUGCGAUUGGUAUUCAACUGGAAGUAGUAGAUCCAUUCUACGAUCCAUUCGCCGUCAAUCCAAAUGAAUUCUAA
Messenger RNA from Adineta steineri, 239 nucleotides. The record is from the annotation of a GenBank genome assembly. NCBI's taxonomy places the organism in Eukaryota, Metazoa, Rotifera, Eurotatoria, Adinetida, Adinetidae.